UCGGACACAUGCACAUUCUGCAGACUCGCCGCAAGGCUGUCGGCAUCACCGCAUGCGUGGCCGGACUCCUGCUCAUUGCUGCUGCCACCACUGUCUACCUCCUCAUCCCCUACCUCGUCCAGAAGAAGAUCAACGAUGCGGUGGUCAUCGACUCGCCCAACUCGUCUGGCUAUGACAACUGGGUCUCGUCCUACCACUCGGGCAACUCGGAGCUCCAGUCGUACACCUUCUUCAACCUGACGAACGCACCCGACGUACUGGCCGGCGCGGCGCCGGUCUUUGAGCCCGUCGGCCCGUUUGUCUACCGCCGCAACACAGUCAAGCUUGACCCCAAGUUCCUCGAUGGCGGCGCUCGGGUCUCGUUCAAGGAGAUGUCGCAGUACUCGUUUGUGCCGGAACAGUCCAUCUACGAUCAGCUCGACAAGGUUCUCCUCACCAACUACUUUCCCUUCUACCAGGCCGCAGUCAACAAGGCCGGUUCUGAGAAGAACCUCCUCUACGGCUUCCUGCCCACCCUCCUUUCGAUCACACUCUCCGAGAUCGGCGGCCACCUCGGCAACGCGGACAACACCACCGCCGCCAUGAUCCAGUGGGGCUCGCUCGGCAUCACCGGCGCCAACCUCCCAUCGCUGCCCUCUCUCGAGCUCCGCGCCCCGCCUGUCCGCAACAUCUCGCUCGACCUCGCCGCCACCCAUUCGCUCCUCUUUGGCGCCUCGGGCCUCAUCUCAGACGAAACCGCUGUGACCACCUUCCUUGGCCUCCUCGCCCGCCAGGACAUCGGCUCCAUCCUCGCCAAGUGGCCCGAGCUCGGCACCCCGGACAAUGUCCUCACCCUCGCCGCCUACUUUGAGCACCUCAUUCUCGUUCGCGGCCUCGACUUUGCCGAGCAGGUCUUCUUCCAGGGAGGCCGCGGCACCGGCCUCAUCGUCACCCACACCGUCGAGCAGUGGCUGUGGCAGUACGAGGACCCGCUCCUUGCUGCUCUCGACCCGUCUAUCGCCCACCUCGCCCAUCUCCAGUUCAACGACACAUCGGCCAACAUCACCCGCGCCACCAAGCGCGACACCAUCACCGCCACCGGCAAGGGCAACCUCGCUGCGCUCAACACCUACCUGCAGUGGAACGGUCUCACCGAGGUUUCUGCAUACACCCCGCCUGGCCCGGUCCGCGGGACCAACGGCCACUCGUUCGGUCCCGACAUCCGACCACCGCAGCCGCUUGAGGUCUUUGUCUCGGAGAUCCAGCGUCCGCUGCAGAUCCUCCACGUCCGCGAUACCAAGGUCAAGGGCAUCGAGGUCUUCGAGUACCGGCUCAAUCCUGCAGAGUUGCAACCGAACGAGCAGUAUGUCUCGCCUGUUUACGGUCUCUUCAACAUCGAGCCCAUUUCCCACGGCAUCCCGCUUGAGAUCUCAAAGCCAUUCUUUCUCAACGCCGACCCCGAACUGGCCCGCGCCGCCGGCCUCACUCCCGACUACGGCCGCGACUCAACCUUUCUCGACGUCGAGCCCAUGACCGGCGUCGCCUUCCGGGCCUCACUCAAGCUUCAGAUCAACACCCGCAUCAACUCGAACCUGACACAGGUCUUCUUCCCGCACGCCGCCUCGGGCGUUUGGCCACUCCUCGCCAUCCACCGCGACGGUAUCAUCUCCGACUCGGACGCAGACUCGUUCAAGCGCACCAUCCGUGCCGCCCUCAUCGGAGCAAAGGUCGGAUUUGGUAUCGGCCUCACCCUCGGCAUCCUCAGCCUCGCCCUCGCUGCCUACCUUGCCUUCCGCCCAGCUUGCGGCUCGGGCGUGCCCUCGGGCGGCUACGAUGACCUCGACGCCGCCGCCGCAUCCGGCCCAGCCGGAAAGCGCGAAGAUGCCGCUCUUAUGGAGGGCUUCCGCUAG
Molecule: messenger RNA, 1889 nt
Organism: Thecamonas trahens ATCC 50062
Lineage: Eukaryota; Apusomonadida; Apusomonadidae
Product: lysosome membrane protein 2
Exons: 2
Coding region: 9-1889 (626 amino acids)
Cellular component (GO): membrane; cytoplasm
Molecular function (GO): scavenger receptor activity
Source: RefSeq, a predicted model, not a curated record